UGCGGGAGGCGACGAGCCUGGGGCACACUCACUCGCUCGCACGGCGCGCGGAGGAUCCUGUCCCCGAGCCGCGCCAGCCGAGCCAGCCGGGCGCCUUGCUCGGUCCGCUCGCCGCGCCGAGAGAGCUGCUCCAGACAGAGCCAGCCCGCCGGCGCCGAGCUGCCGAGAGCCCGGCCCCAGAGCCCCUGAGUGCGGCGCGGCGAGCCCCCGGAGGCGGCAGAAGGACCCGAGCGCCAGGAGAGGGCGGACGGGGGACAAGGAGGCUCCCGGCGCGACGAGGAGACUCUCAGAGGAGGCGGCGUGAGGACACCGGGGCCUCCUGACGCCGCAGCCGGGUCUAGGCGAGCAGCCCUACCGAGAGCUUGGCGGCCAGCAGCGGCCAGGGGAGGGGGCGCCGGCGGCCCCCGCACUAGCCAGCAGCUUGCGCCCAGGAGGGCGAGAGCGCGCGACCCGCCAGGGGCCCGCUGCCGCCGCCGCGCCGCCCUCCCCCGCGCUGUCAGCCCCGCCGGGCGCCGCCGCCGCCGCAGCAUCUUUUGCCUCUGCGCCCCCGCCAGCCCCGAGGAAGUCCCCGCCGAGGACCAGAGCUCCUGGGAGCGAAGGAGGAAAGACCAGAGACUCCCCUAAAACACCCAGAUGCAGAGGAUUGGAGAAGCCUCGCCAAAGCUUUCUGUGGAUUAAAAAGAUACACGAUUUUUUUUUUCUUUCGGCAGAAGAAACGGAGAGGAAGACCAGCGGGGAUCUGCAAGGAAAAAGGGGAGAUGUAACUCGUGGAUACAUUUUUUUCCACCCUUCAAACGUCUUGUUCUACUUUGUAAACAUUUUCUUUUUUCUUUUUUUUUUUUUUUAACCCCAGCUCAAGUCUGACGGCCCCAGAUCUCCAGUGUGCGAGGAGGUCGUGGUGUUUUUCAUUCGGGGCUUUGCAUAUUUGGUUAUUAGAUUUUGAGCCUUUAUUUCGCCAGACAUCUCAUGCGGGGUGAAGUCCGCUCGGCCCCCUCCUCCGAGUCUUCGUGUGCACGGAAUUUGAGGAGAUCCGGUUACUAAGGAUAUAGAGGAAAAAAAUAAAUCGCGUGCCUGCUUUUUUAAAAAUUGCCUGCUUCUCCCCACCCCCAAAUUAAGUUGCUUAGCAAGGGGGAAAGAGGCUUUUACCUCCCUCCAGCAGCUCAGCCGAAAGCCUUCCGUUUUUUGCCCCCGCGGAUCUUCCAUGUAGGAAGCCGAGGCUGGCGAGCCCGACAGUCGGGAGCCGCUGCGGGGGGGCCUCUUUUUGGGGAGGCGCCGACCCCGGCAAGCUUCGCCGACCCCAGGGAAGCGGCGGCUGCGUUCCUCCGGGGUGCGCCGGGGCCCGAGAGCCGCGCUCGGCGCGGGCCGCGCGGGGUGGGGCAGCCGGAGCGCAGGCCCCCGAGCCCCGGCGGGCGCCUCCGGGCCCCCGCGCGCGCCCCGGCCUCCGGGAGACUGGCGCAUGCCACGGAGCGCCCCUCGGGCCGUCGCCGCUCCUGCCCGGGCCCCUGCUGCUGCUGUUGUCGCCUGCGCCUGCUGCCACAACUCGGCGCCCGACUUCUUCAUGGUGUGCGGAGGUCAUGUUCGCUCCUUAGCCGGCAAACGACUUUUCUCCUUGCCUCCUCGCCCCGCAUGUUCAGGACCAAACGAUCUGCGCUCGUCCGGCGUCUUUGGAGGAGCCGUGCGCCCGGCGGCGAGGACGAGGAGGAGGGCGCGGGGGGAGGUGGAGGAGGAGGCGAGCUGCGGGGAGAAGGGGCGACGGACGGACGGGCACAUGGGGCCGGUGGCAGCGGCGCAGGCAGGGCUGGCUGCUGCCUGGGCAAGGCGGUCCGAGGUGCCAAAGGUCACCAUCCCCACCCCCCAGCCGCGGGCACCGGUGCGGCCGGGUGCGCCGAGGCGGAUCUGAAGGCACUCACCCACUCGGUGCUCAAGAAACUGAAGGAACGGCAGCUGGAGCUGCUGCUCCAGGCCGUGGAGUCCCGCGGCGGUACGCGCACCGCGUGCCUCUUGCUGCCCGGCCGCCUGGACUGCAGGCUGGGCCUGGGGGCGCCCGCCGGCUCGCAGCCCGCCCAGUCGCCCUCGUCCUAUUCGCUCCCCCUCCUGCUGUGCAAAGUGUUCAGGUGGCCGGAUCUCAGGCAUUCCUCGGAAGUCAAGAGGCUGUGUUGCUGUGAAUCUUACGGGAAGAUCAACCCCGAGCUGGUGUGCUGCAACCCCCAUCACCUUAGUCGACUCUGCGAACUAGAGUCUCCUCCUCCUCCCUACUCCAGAUACCCGAUGGAUUUUCUCAAACCAACUGCAGACUGUCCAGAUGCUGUGCCUUCCUCCGCUGAAACAGGGGGAACGAAUUAUCUGGCCCCUGGGGGGCUUUCAGAUUCCCACCUUCUCCUGGAGCCUGGGGAUCGGUCACACUGGUGCGUGGUGGCAUACUGGGAGGAGAAGACGCGCGUGGGGCGGCUCUACUGCGUCCAGGAGCCCUCCCUGGACAUCUUCUAUGAUCUACCUCAGGGGAACGGCUUUUGCCUCGGACAGCUCAAUUCGGACAACAAGAGCCAGCUGGUGCAGAAAGUGCGGAGCAAAAUCGGCUGCGGCAUCCAGCUCACGCGGGAGGUGGACGGCGUGUGGGUGUACAACCGCAGCAGCUACCCCAUCUUCAUCAAGUCGGCCACACUGGACAACCCGGACUCCAGGACGCUGCUGGUGCACAAGGUGUUCCCCGGCUUCUCCAUCAAGGCCUUCGACUACGAGAAGGCGUACAGCCUGCAGCGGCCCAACGACCACGAGUUCAUGCAGCAGCCGUGGACUGGCUUCACCGUGCAGAUCAGCUUCGUGAAGGGCUGGGGCCAGUGCUACACCCGCCAGUUCAUCAGCAGCUGCCCGUGCUGGCUGGAGGUCAUCUUCAACAGCCGGUAGCCGCGCGCUGGCGGGCGAGGACAGAGCGAGCCGGGCGGGCCCAGUCCAAACUACUUUGCUGCUAAUAUUUUCCUCCUGAGUGCUUGCUUUUCAUGUAGAAGUCUUUGGUCAUUGUUCUUUUUUUUUUUUUUUCCUUUCUCUCCUUCUCGUCAUCCUCGUUUAUGUUCCGUUUUGUUUCGUUCUUUGAGAAGUAGCUUAUGAAAAGAAUUGUUGGGGUCUUUUUGGGGGGGGGAUCGUACGGUUGGCAAGACACCCCCAUGUGGAAAGGGGAAGCAAAAAUCAGUCCCCCUGAACACAGUGUAUGAAUGGGGAGCAGCCCCUAACUCUGGGGGUCAUCGUUACACUUGUCAGGGUGGGUAUGUGAACAGAUGGGUGUGUGUGUGUGUGCGCGCACACCCACGAGCUCUGUGCUCCCAGCUGUGUCUCCCUUGCCCUCUGGACAUGCUCAGUGAGGCAGAGACAGCACCCGGGGCAGCCUGAGCCCAGUGUCUCAGCAGUUGCCAGAAGCAAGGCUCUGCCCUCGGCCAGGGAAGCCCCCCGCCCCGCCCUCCCCUUCUAAGGACCCAGGCCUGUCACUAGGCUUCUUAGAAACAACGCUGACCCAGAAUCGUGUUGGAGUUUGUCUUAACUCCCCUCCAGCCACCCUGCUGCCAUCGUCUUCCCUCGUGGCACCGGCUCCUGGAUGGGUCUGAGCUACAGUAUUGCUCCCCGGUGCCCUCUCCGGCCCUCAGCCUCUCCCCUGCCCCGGACCCCUCAGGUUUUACCCGGACUCAGAAAGUCAGCUCGGCACUUUGCUCUCCUGCGGCCUGUGUUGAGCUCUGCUGUUAGACCAGCGCGGGGAGCAGCCCGCUUCCCACCAAGGAUUCGGUCCGUCAUAACCCAAGGUACCGUCCUGGACUGACACCUAACUCUUCUUUCGUUUCUUCUCCAACUCAUACGCUCGUAUGAUGUGUUGACACUGCUCUUAGCUCAGUGAGCAUGUUUAGACUUUAACAUAAGCUAUUUUUCUAACUACAAAGGUUUAAGUGAACAAGAGAAGCAUUCUCAUUGGAAAUUUAGCAUUGUAGUGCUUUUGAGAGAAAGGACUCCUGGGGAAAAAAAAACAAAAAACACACAAAACCCUGAGAUUUAUUAAAGAAAAAAAUGUAUUUUAUGUUAUAUAUAAAUAUAUUAUUACUUGUAAAUAUAAAGACGUUUUAUAAGCAUCAUUAUUUAUGUAUUGUGCAAUGUGUAUAAACAAGAAAAAUAAAGAAAAGAUGCACUUUGCUUUAAUAUAAAUGCAAAUAACAAAUGCCAAAUUAAAAAAAAGAUAAACACAAGAUUGGUGUUUUUUUCUAUGGGUGUUAUCACCUGGCUGAAUGUUUUUCUAAAGGAGUUUAUGUUCCAUUAAACAAUUUUUAAAAUGUAUACUUGA
Molecule: messenger RNA, 4318 nt
Organism: Myotis daubentonii (Daubenton's bat)
Lineage: Eukaryota; Metazoa; Chordata; Mammalia; Chiroptera; Vespertilionidae
Gene: SMAD7
Product: SMAD family member 7
Biological process (GO): regulation of transcription by RNA polymerase II; SMAD protein signal transduction; anatomical structure morphogenesis
Cellular component (GO): heteromeric SMAD protein complex
Molecular function (GO): transcription regulator inhibitor activity; I-SMAD binding
Source: RefSeq, a predicted model, not a curated record